AUGGCAAGAUUUCGUAUAUCUUUUCUCUAUGGUAAAUAUUAUGAAGUAACAAUCAAUGAAAAUCCAAUAACAUUAGAAAAUUUUCGAAAAACAAUUGAAAAUAUUCUUCCACCAUGUCGAGAUAUAAAUGAUUAUUUUUAUGUUGUUAGUGGUAAACCUCCACAUAAAUUAAAUAUUAAUAAUGAAGAAGAAUUUAAUCAACAUCGAACAUUAAUAACAAGUGGUUGUUAUAUAUGGAUUAAAUUAAAAUAA
This is a messenger RNA of Rotaria sp. Silwood1, 252 nucleotides long. NCBI's taxonomy places the organism in Eukaryota, Metazoa, Rotifera, Eurotatoria, Philodinida, Philodinidae. The record is from the annotation of a GenBank genome assembly.